UGGGGCAUUAGGCGGGCAAAGCAAUUCGAGAGAGCUCAAAGAAGGUGGAGGUAGCGAGCCCUAGGGUUGGAUCGAUCGAUCGCCGGGACUGGCUUGUGAUGCGCCGCGACGCAGCCGACUGAUGCGCUGCGCGAUGCUCUCCUCGGCAAUGCACGGCGGCAAUGCGGCCGGAUCGGCGGAGGCGUCGCGGGCGAGCGAUGAGCACGACAGGAAUUUGACGGUGGUGGAAGUGGCCGCGGGGAGGGUGAGCGAUGUGCAUAUGGCGUCCAGGAAGGCCGAGGAAGCAGCUACAAGAAGGUUUCAAGCGGCUUCUUGGAUCAACAAAAUUGUUGGGUGCUCCAAAAUACCAUCGGAGCCAUCGGAGGAUGAGCUGCGGCUGUGCCUCCGGAAUGGAGCGCUGCUCUGCCGUCUCAUGAACAGGAUCGAGCCCGGUUCCGUCUCAAAGGUUGUGGAGACUACCUCAUCUGAUGGGAGUUUAUCGGCAUUUCAAUGCUUCGAGAACUUGAGGAACUUUCUGGUCGCGUCGCAAGAGAUGAGGCUUCCUACAUUCGAAAGCUCGGAUUUGGAACAGGCUACAGGAUCCAUGACAAAAGUUGUGGAUUGUAUACUAGCACUAAAGUCUUACAACGAGUGGAAGCAGACGGGGGCGCUGGGCUCCUGGAAGUACGCUGGAUCUCUGCGGUCACCGUUGCGAGGGAAUGUCUAUCCGAGAGGAUAUGGAAGACCUGGAGGCGCUGAAAAUACUUUCAAGAAAAACUCGAGGAAGAGACUCCUUCCACCUGACAAUUAUGUCGAAGCUGAAGACCAACCUGUAGCUUCUGGAACGCAAACAGAUGAACCUCAAGUGCCUGAUGAUGCGAAGGUUAGGGAGGACUUCCAGCAACCUCCGGGAGUACACGUUACAGAUGGAAAAUAUUUAAAGAGCAAGAAACUGGACCAAAUGCUCGUGGAGGCGCGAAUCGAAAUUAAGAGCUUAAGAUCCGCACUUGAAAUCGUCAAGGGCGACGCCAAUGCGAUGCAGAAAAUGUGGAAAACCGACGUGAAUUGCUUGGAAAACCAAGUCCUCGGGUUAGCUGCUGAUGCCGCUGGAUAUCGUAAAGCGCUUGCUGAGAAUCGAAAGCUGUACAACGAAGUUCAAGAUCUCAAAGGGAACAUACGAGUGUAUUGCAGAGUAAGGCCAUCGUCAGACCCUGUAGGAUCUGUCGAAUUUAUUGGUGAGAAUGGGGAAAUUAUGAUUGCUAAUAAGGAGUUACGCAAGUCGUUUUGCUUUAACCGGAUUUUUGGUCCUCGUGCAACUCAAGAGUCUGUGUACCUUGAUACUCAACCUCUCAUUCGAUCGGUACUUGACGGCUACAAUGUUUGCAUCUUUGCUUAUGGUCAAACUGGAUCCGGAAAAACAUACACGAUGAGUGGUCCUGAUAAUCUAACAGAAGAAACAUGGGGUGUAAAUUAUCGAGCCCUCCAUGACUUGUUCAAAAUUACUACCGACCGCAAGAACCUGUUUCAAUAUGAGAUCGUGGUUCAAUUUCUGGAGAUCUACAAUGAACAUUUGAGGGAUUUGCUCACUGGAGAUUCUGGAAACAAAAAGCUGGAAAUUCGAAAUUGUUCGCAGAAGAAUGGCAUUAACGUCCCCGACGCGACCAUGAUGCCAGUGAAUUCGACCGCGGAUGUCUUGCAGUUGAUGAAGCUUGGCCAGAAGAAUCGUUCUGUUGGUUCAACAGCUAUGAACGAAAGAAGCAGCCGCUCUCACAGUGUAUUGACGGUACAUGUCCGAGGCAAAGACCUGAAGACUGGUGCUGUUCUACAUGGGUCUCUUCAUCUCGUAGAUCUUGCUGGGAGUGAAAGAGUUGAUAAAUCUGAAGCCACUGGAGAACGCCUCAAAGAAGCUCAGUAUAUCAACAAGUCCCUUGCAGCUCUGGGAGACGUGAUCGCAGCGUUGAGUGUGAAAAGCUCGCACGUGCCUUACAGGAAUAGCAAGCUGACUCAACUUCUUCAAGAUUCCUUAGGUGGCCAGGCAAAAGCUCUAAUGUUUGUACAUAUGAGCCCAGACAGUGAGUCCUUUAGCGAGACGCUGAGCACGCUCAAGUUCGCUGAGAGAGUGGCCACUGUAGAACUUGGAGCGGCACGAACUAACCGAGAGAGUGGUGAAGUACGGGAUUUGAAAGAUCAGGUAAUGGCAUUGAAAGAGGCGAUGGCCAAGAAGGACGCAGAGAUAGAAAAGCUAAAGCUUGGUCUAAUACCGAAGACAAGGAUAAAAGGCACGCCACUCAGAGGCUUGCUGGCACCGGAAGCUACCAUGUCAGCAGAAUGGCACCUUACAACAGAGGACAGUUCACACUCGUCGUCUACAAGCCCGGACGAAGAGGUCUUUGAGUCGUGUUUGAGCACCGAUAGCGGGAAAGACGAAGCGAGCUGUCCGGAGUUACUAUUCUCGUCGUCUCCGAGUAGGCCUACUCCCAAACGAAUUUUGCAGGAGAAGGUUCUCAACGCAAAGGCAGUCGUCACGACUUCAUUUUCAGGGAAGCCAAGACUCAAGCCUACAGAACUGACCGCGAGUCAGAAACUCUUGAGAAAGAGCGCUUAUUUAAGAGGUUCUUCUUACUUGGAUCAGAAUUUGGACACAGGUGGCAGAUCUCCCGCUAGCAUCAGGAAACCGCAACCUGGACCUCAGUGGAGGACGCCUUUACAACCACCUAAGCUCAAGGCGUCUGAUCCACGGCUCUCCUGUGGCGACCAGUUCGCUUCGUCCCGUCGAUACUCAAAUGUUGGCGUGCCCGCUGAUUGCUCGAGCGUGAAACGGUCUUCACUGGGAUCGAAGGAAUCCUCUCAGUCAGGCGAGGGAAGCAAGCCAGCAUUUGCUCGCCAUCUUUUUGCAAAUCCAACAUCCAAGCCAACCAAAAGGUGGAUAUAACUUCUCGUUUUUUUUAACCUUGUCUAGAGCGCCUAGACACAGUCAAAAUUUUCAGGCUUCUGACGUAGAGCUCACUCUAUGAAAUGCUCAUCUUGUUGUACA
Molecule: messenger RNA, 3013 nt
Organism: Selaginella moellendorffii
Lineage: Eukaryota; Viridiplantae; Streptophyta; Lycopodiopsida; Selaginellales; Selaginellaceae
Product: kinesin-like protein KIN-14H
Exons: 17
Coding region: 122-2911 (929 amino acids)
Biological process (GO): microtubule-based movement
Molecular function (GO): microtubule motor activity; ATP binding; microtubule binding
Source: RefSeq, a predicted model, not a curated record